Caenorhabditis angaria is the source of this 6255-nucleotide messenger RNA. The record is from the annotation of a GenBank genome assembly. NCBI's taxonomy places the organism in Eukaryota, Metazoa, Nematoda, Chromadorea, Rhabditida, Rhabditidae.
AUGCCGGACGAGGAACAUCAUCUAACAUUUCGUGUCUUUUUGGAUUAUUUAGAUGAUUUUCGAAUUUUGGCAAAUUCGAAAUGUUCCGGGUUGGAAUCGUGGCAGGUUAGAGCUUGGAUAUUUGAAUUUUUUUUUGAAAAUCGACACCAUAUUUACAGCAAAAAUAUUCGUUUCAAAAUUUUUUUGAAACGUAUUUUAACGAGUUUUCUCCAAAAUAUUAAUGAUCCAAAAAACAAUCGAAAAAAAAAAGUCAAAAAAUUGUUUCAAGAUUGUCUCCUACGCAAUAUCCUUCUGUUUUUUCAUUGCCUGGUUUCGUCGUCAAACUCGAUCCACCGACCCAAUUCAAACCCAAAUCCGAAAAUCGAUAUUUGCUCUUCUCAGAUCACUUCCAUGGGUCAGAAAACGAAUAGAAAGUGAUUUAGCAAGAGCACAAAUUGAGAUUGAAGAAGAAAUUCAUCAAUUUGAUCAAAUGCGAGAAUUCUACAAAUUUCUACCUGAAAGAUGUAUGGAUAGUGAAGAUAUUCUAGCUGAUGCUAGAAGAUAUGCAAUGAUGGGAGAAAGAAGAUAUAUGCAACAUUAUGAUCCGCAAACAAAACAAGACGAUAUGCAAUUGACUGCCAAACUUUUUGAUUUGUUUUCACAUACUGAUCCACAUCGAUCUGAUGCUUUUCCAGGAGUUAGGAAAAUGGAGGCUGAGGUUGGACCUUUUUUUUGAUAACCGGAUGGAUUUUCUAUUGCUAAGAUUUUUGCAGAUCCUAAAAAUGACUUGUGCAAUGUUCCACGGUGGAAAAGAAUCAUGUGGAGUUGUUGCUGGCGGUGGAACUGAAGCUCUUCUUUUGGCAUGUUUAGCAUAUCGGAACCGUAGUCGAGCAAGAGGAGAAUAUCGAGGAGAAAUAAUUGCACCAUCCACUGCUCAUCCAGCUCUUGACAAAGCUGCUGCAUUUUUUGAUAUGACUAUUAUUAGGUAGGUAAAAUUACACGUGGAUUUUUGUGGCUAAAAUUUCAUUUUUUUUGAAUCCUCUCAUCCGAUGAAGAAAUAGAUCACCCUGUCAAAAUAUAUAAAAUUGUUGAAUUUGCAAUUUCUCACGUGACCCAAAAGAAAAAGUCUAUUUUUAGAUUUCAAAAAAAAAUCUUUCAUUUCCAGAGUUCCUGUCAACGAAGAAGAUGAUAAAGCAAAUGUUGCGGCGAUGAAAAGAGCAAUUUGCACAAAAACUUGCAUGGUAAUUUUUUCUCAAAAUUCUCCCGUAUUCCACAUAUAUAUUUUCAGAUUAUCGCCAGUGCUCCAAAUCACAUCACUGGAACCGUGGAUCCGAUUGAAAAACUGGCAAAAUUGGCUCAAAAAUAUCAUAUUCCUUUGCAUGUUGAUUGCACGCUGGGUGGAUUUGUUUUGCCAUUUAUGGAAUAUUGUGAUUAUUCAGUGCCGGCUUUUGAUUUUCGAUUGCCUGGAGUUACUUCGAUUUCGGCUGAUUUGCAUAGGGUGGGUUUAUAGAGAGGAAUAAACUGAAAAUUGAGUCUAGGCGCGGGCUCUAAACAGUUAAAGUUUCUAGCACAAAUCGGCCAAAAUCGUGAUUUCCAAUAUAAAAAAAUGUACGCUAACUUUUUACAGUAUGAAAAAUGUGAAUUUUUCAGUUUUUGUUCUCUGAAAGCUGUAAUUUUUCAGUUUUUGACCUCUAAAAACUGAAAAUCAGAAAAAAUUGUACUCUGGCCAGCCACGGAUUGGCUGAGGUGUGGUUUCUAGGCACAGCUACUUGACAUCUAGGAUCUCUAGAGAGACUUUAGGGUUAAAAAUGGAGCGUACAAUUUAUCUUUUGUAAACUCCGAUCCUAACCGAGAGCAACUUCUAAAACCAAUAUUUUUCAGUAUGGUCAGUGUCCAGGUCGUCUAUCAGUUUUAAUGUAUCGCGAACCUGUCUACCUCCGUCACCAAUUUUUCACAAAUUCUGAAUGGCCAGGCGGUUAUUAUGCGACACCAACACUUUCUGGCGGAAGAGAUGGCGGAUCUGUAGCCACGGCUUGGGCAACAAUGUUAAGAAAAGGAAGAGAUGGAUAUAUGAAUGCUUGUCAAAGAAUUAUUGAAGGAACUCGACAAUUGGCAUAUAGAUUGGAGAAUUUGGAGAAUAUCGAAUUGAAAGGUAGAGAUUUUUGUAUUUUGGAAAAAAAUACAAUUCAUUUUUUUCAGGAUCAGCUGAUGUUUGUAUUGUUGCAUUUGGAACAACUUCAAGUUCAGAUUCAGAACAUAAUAAGAAUAAUAAUAAUAUAGAUAUUUAUAAUAUUGUUGAUCGAAUGGUUGCCAAAGGUUGGCAUGUUGAUCCACUUUUAUCGCCAAUUGCAGCUCGAGUUCCGAUAACUUUAUCAAUGUGUGAAGAUGGAAUUAUAGACGCGUUUAUUGAUGAUUUGAGAGAAACUAUCGAUUUGUUGAGAAAAUCAGGAGAUUUGGCAAAGAAUGGAAAAACUGCGUCGAUGUAUCAUAUGUUGCAAAAGGUGCGUGGUUUUGGGAGGGAAAGAAGGGGAGAGUAUUUGAUUUUGAUACAAAUAUUGUCUAGUCUUAUUGGUUCAAAGCCUUCCAAGCCGCGUUGCAACCGCACGCACUCAAAAAUGUUGAUUCAGACUGUAUUUGUUAUUCAUUAUCGUGGGUUUUCCCAAAUUUAAAAGUUAUACGCUAAAUUUUUAGUGUUAACAAUGUUUCUCUUCGACUAGCUCCUAAUUUCAAAUCGAAAUUCACGAAUUUUAGUAUCUUGACAUGUUUAUUGUUUUUAAUAUAGAUGAUAAUAUGAAUAUAAUAGUAUUCCAAAAUUGUUUCACUUUUUACCAUUUUUUUGAAACGUAACAUUUGACGGUAAAUUUCGAAUUUUUUUUAGAAAAUAGAAUUUUUUCUAAUCAAGCUAAAUUCCAAUUUGAAUUAGUCGACAUAGGUUUUUUUUGUUUGAAAAGUGCAUUUUUUCUCGAAGCGUUCAACUAAUUGGAGCCUGAACUUUUUGUUUUUCUCGCCGAGAUUUGUUUUUUCUUUUUCUUCUCAUUCUCUCCAUCUAUUUUUCUAUCUGAAAAUACACCCAGAAAAAAAAACAACUAAAAUCCGAAUUUUUUACUCGAAAAAUCUCAUAUUUCUUCUCUCCUCCGAGUAUGUAUAAAAAAUAAAAUGAAAAAUAUUUUUGAACCCCAAACUAUACGAAAAAUGUGUGUAUGUUUUUUUUUUCAAUUACUUUUUUUUGACCACUGGAAAAACGAGUAAUCUUGUUCCGUUUUUUCUUUCUUUUUUUUCCCCCAUUUUUCUUCAUUUUUUCGCUUGUUUUCACUUUUUCGCCUUCCGUCAAGCUUAUCACAACAUUUUAAUUUUCUCAUUCAUUUAUUCACUUGGGAAAUUGUGUUUUUAUGAGAUUAAUUAAUUAUUUUUCUAAUUAUCUAAUUAAUUUUGUAUUUAUCUACAUUAGUCUAGGUUUUUCCAAUGCAUCUUUUUUCGUGGUCAGAAUUAUUUUUAUCAAACAAGAAAAAUGUUUUUUGGACUAUUCUUAUCUUGUUUUUGUUUUCUUGAAAUUUUUCAAUGAAAAGCCCUUUUUUUGCAGAGUUUUCCGAGAAAAUUAUCAUUAUUUUUUCAAGAGAAAAUCCUGAAAGAGGAUUAGAAAAUUGAUGGAUUUUCAUGGAAAUUUUUGAUCUAAAGUUAGCCGGGUUUUUGAGAUGUCAAACUAGAUACAAUUUGGGAGAUUUUUGAGAAAUUGGUCCAACUUUUUUUGAGGUCAAACUAGACAUAUUUUUUAUCAGUUUUUUUCGAGUAAAAAAUUAGUUUUUUCUUUGAAUUUGGAAAUUUUUCAUUCAAAAAACCUAUCGCUUAAAAAAAUUCAUGCUCCUUCCUCUUAGGUCUCACAACGAUUUUUCUGUUUUUUCACAUCUGGACAACUGAUGUCCAAAAACAUGUUUUGGUGCCAAUUUCUUUCAAAAUACACCGUGUUGUCCAUUUGUGAUUUUUGCAAACAUAAUGCUUGGCCACCGUAGAUCAAAAAAUGUUACCUUCGAAAUUAUUCUCCUCGGAAAAAUGAUUGAAAAAUGAACUGUGGCGUGUUUUUUCUCAAAUAAAAUUCGAAAUUUUGCAUCAUGUUUCUAUCAGAUUCGAAUAGAUGUUUGGUACCGAAAUACAUCAGAUAUUAUUUCCCCGUAAAUUUCCAUAUCAAAAAUUUCGGUAUGAAGUUCAACUUCAAGUUCAAACACUCAUUUAUAAAAAUGAACUUGAAAUCCAUAAAGGUUACAUCAGUCUUCUCUUUCCUUUCUUCUGAGCAUUUUCUUUUUUAUUCACUUUGUUUUUUGUUUCUUUAUCAUUUUUUCCCUCCGCCCUCUUUUUCCUUCUUUGACAAAUGAUGACUAAAUGGGUAUUUAAACCUGGCGAAGUGUCAAAAUCAGAUAUGGGUGUAUUUUUUCCACCAGAAUUUGUUUACUGGAGAUUUGUUUGGUAUCCUAAAUUUUUAUUUCACUUUGACUUUUGUUGUUAUCGUUUGCAGAGCAGAAUUUAUUGAUUAUUUUGGGUCAUUCUAGUAUUAUUUCUUUAUUGCUGAAUGACUCAUAAGUUCGGUAAAUUUUAAUUUUUUUUCUGUUUUGCAAAGUUAUUUUUGCUAGAUUUCCAACAUUUUCCAUCAUAUAACUCUUUUGUCGAAACCGUGUUUUCAAACGAAUAUUUUUUCACCCAAGAAAAUUGCAAUUUUGUCUGAGUGCUUCCAUAUGUUUCUACUUCUUCAAUUAUUCAUAGCAACUUGUUUAUUUUUAUUUAUUUUAUACACUUCUUUGUUAUUUUUAUGCCUCUUUGUCAUUCAUUUUUUCACUUUAGUUUAUUGGAUCACGGAUUUUUUGCUAUAUUUUUUUUGUAGAAAAAACUUUUUCAUUUUUAUUGAUUCUUUUAUCUGUUAUCAUAUAAAACAUAACAACAAAGUUGAAUAUAAACAAAUAUUUUUGUUUGUAUUUUUUUCUCAACAAAAAUCGAAUUUCCCCCCUUCUCAUCAUGAAUAAUUUCAAAGGAAACAAUCAAGCAUUUUUUGCAGGUUUCCGACAAAAAUUUGAUUGACGAGUUGUCUUUGUUGCGCCUCUCGGCUCAUUAUAGCAUUCCGCCGCCGGCUGAAAGAAGAAGUCUCAGGUUAGUUUUUUUUUGGGAUUUUUUUAAUGGGAAUAUUUGGUUAUGGGAUAAUUUUGAAAAUAAUUUCAAAACGAAAAAGGUUUGAAAAAAAUCCUGAUUUCAAAUUUUGAUAAUUUGGAUAAAUCUAAAAUAUGUUUGAAAGUUAUUCCAAUAAAAUUUGAAAAAAAACCUUUUGUUUUCAAAAUAAAUUAUUCACAUCAACGUAAUUUAAUUCAAUUUUUGUCCUGAAAACUUUUGAACCUGGAAAUUCUUUUUUGUUUUAAAUUCAUCAAAUAUCGUAGGUGAAGUUUUUGUUUUGUUAUUCCCAAAAUUCCGAUUUUGUUAAUUAAAAAGACGAGCAAAAGUAAACAAACAAAAAAGCUGAGAAUUUUCGAAUGUGUUUGAGAUGAAAAGUUCCGUAUAUGGGUUUUCAAGAAAUUUGAAUACCUUUCAAGUUCUAAAAAAUAUUCUGAUUUUUUUUUUCAAAUGUUUGAUAAACAAAUUAUGCUAAUUUAAUUGAAGGUUAUAGUUAUCAUAAGUAAUAGUUAGAAGGAGGGAAACUUAUAUUUUUGGAUCUACUAGAAAAAAUAUAAGUAUUGAUUUUGAAAACAAAGUUUUGCUCGUAAAAUUUCGAAAUAAAAUCAUUUUCAGAAAAUUAUAUAACAUGAUUUUCGGCGCCAAUUUUUUAUUGUGCGAAACUAGAAUAUUAAAUAAAUUUAAUUAUUGGUUCUAUUAUAUCAGUUUAUCGAAUUGUAUUCGAAAAUUAAUUUUUUAGAAGUAUUUGGCCUAGAAAAAUCAAUUUUUCAAUAAAAAAAAUGAUUUUCAUUGUUCUCUAUUAAAAAUCAUUUCUAGUUUUUUUCUCAUUUUUUCUUUCACACAGAAAAAAUGUUUCUCUCGUCUCGAAACAUAAUUAAUUACAACAACUGUUUAUUUAUUUUUUGGUGUGUAUUUAUGUAUAAACACACUUUUUUUCACAGAAAAUAGAGAAUUUUAUUGAAAAAGUGAAAAAUUUGAGGCAAUUUUUGUUUAAGGCAAAAAAUUCGCUUUUUUUGUAGAACUCUAUCGGUGGAAGGUCGAAAAUUGAGUCAAAUGGGGCAAACUGCGGAAAUGAGCAAAAAACUCGAAGAGCUCAGAAAAGGAUUUGCGCUAACUGCUGAAAAAUGA